Saprolegnia diclina VS20 is the source of this 2163-nucleotide messenger RNA. RefSeq lists its product as hypothetical. Gene Ontology annotation, cellular component: membrane. Lineage: Eukaryota; Oomycota; Saprolegniomycetes; Saprolegniales; Saprolegniaceae. The record is from RefSeq and is a predicted model, not a curated record. The coding region runs from base 1 to 2163 and encodes 720 amino acids. Gene Ontology annotation, molecular function: monoatomic ion channel activity; 3',5'-cyclic-nucleotide phosphodiesterase activity. The transcript has 8 exons. Gene Ontology annotation, biological process: monoatomic ion transport; signal transduction; transmembrane transport.
AUGAGCGUGAGCGUCAAGUCGCCACGCAUGAUGGCCAAGCCCGGCGCGCGGUCGGUCGUGCCGUCCGACUCGCUCCCGCUGCAAAAGGCCCUUGAGGCCACAGGCGCCCGGCGCGGCGGUGUCCGCGUCAAGCAGCCACCGCGCGCCAAAUGGAUGGACAAGCGGCGCGCGCGCGUCGGCAGCUUCAUGAUGAACAUCAAGGUCGAGUUCUUCUUCAUCACGCUCGUCAUCACGUACGGCAUCUUUGUGCUGGUGCAAAUCGCCUUCUCCGAUACGUUUGCAGAGCACGACGCCGAGAACCCGGACGACCAGUACCAGCCGAUCUUCAACUACGUCGACUUGGUCGUCGGGUCGCUCCUCAUGCUCGAAUUGGGCCUCCGCCUCGUUGGCUUUGGCACCAACAUACUCAAGGGGUUUUGGAACCUAUUUGACGCGAUCGUCGUCAUCGGGUCGUUCGUGCUGGGCAUCAUCAGCGUCACGACCAGCUCGCACAACCAGUCCAAGCUCGUGGUCUCGCUGCUCCGGCUGCGCAUCAUUCUUCGCAUCUUUCGGCUCCUCGUGGUGUUUGAGCGCAUCAAGCAGCGCUCGAAAGCGAUUCAGUUUGCACACCGCGGCAAUCACGGCCUCCAGUCGCCGCUCGAAAUGGUCCUUGCGUGUCUCAACGAGCUGCGGUUCCACCCGGCGAUCAAGCCGACAACGCACGACGAGCUCGACUAUGCGAUCUACGUGAUCAAAAGCAACAAGCUCUACGACGCCAGCGAGCACUUGAUCCAGGGCCAAAACAUCGACGCCGAUACGCAAAACUACCUCCGCAACGUGCUGCUCAAGAAGAACGACAACGUCCUCGGGGACAAUGCGCAGAAUCCGUCGACGCCGCGCGGCAACAAUGGCACCGUCGACGACGAUGGGAAAGGCGGUCGGCAGGUGCCGCCGCUCUUGCGCAUGCAGUCGUCCAGCACCCACGACCUCUUCCCGCUCACCGAGCACAGCCGCGCCGAGUUCAAUACGCUCAUGACGUCUGUGAGCGAGUGGGACUUUGACGUCUUCCACGUCCACCAUGUGACGCGCGGCAAUGCGCUCUCGCAUAUGGGGUACUACCUUCUCCACGACAUGGCGCAAGACACGCUCAAGAUCGAAGGCCGCGUCCUCGCUGCGUUCCUGUUAGAGAUUCAGAAGGGCUAUAUUCUUACCAACCCUUACCACAACGCGAUCCACGCCGCCGACGUGAUGCAGACGUCCUACUACUUUAGCUGCCGCGCGUCGAUCGCGGGCUUUCUACGGCCGCUCGACAAGACGUUGCUAUUGCUCGCUGCCAGCAUCCACGACUACAAGCACGACGGCUUCAACAACGGCUUCCACAUUGCGACCGGGUCCGAGCUCGCGAUUCGCUACAACGACACAGCCGUGCUCGAAAACUACCACGUGGCGCAGACGUUCUUGACGAUGAAGGCGACAAGCUGCAAUAUGUUCCAGAACCUCGCGCCCGACGACUUCAAGUACGCGCGGGACAUGGUGAUUCAGAUGGUGCUGGGCACGGACAUGGCCAAGCACUUUGAAGACGUCGCGCUCUUCAAGGCGACGAUCAUGCCGGCCACGCCGGACGACGCCGUCGACAUCAAGUCGGCCGGGGACAAGAAGCUGCUGAUGAAGAUGAUUCUGCACACGUCCGACGUCUCCAACCCCGCAAAGAUGCGCAUCACGAUGGUGCGCUGGACGGACCGUGUCGUCGAGGAGUUCUUCCUCCAAGGCGACAAGGAGAAGGCGCUCGGGCUUGUCGUGUCGCCGUUCAUGGACCGCGUCACGAUUUCGCUCAAGAAGAUGCAAGUCGGGUUUGCCGACUUUGUCGUGACGCCGCUCUUCCACGUUUGGAGCAACAUUAGCGAGCAGGUCAAGGACGAGGGCUACCGCACGCUGCUCGAGAACCGCGAGUGGUGGAGCACUCGCGACGACGACUUCAAGCACGCGAUGCUGCCCGACAUUGCCAAGGAGCUUGGCGGCCACGACAGUCGCAUCAUGUCGAUGACGGAUCCGAGCAUGGGCAUCAUUGACGAGAGCGAGCCGCCGCCAGUCCUCUCGACGCAAUCGUCCAAAGUCAUGAGCCUCGGGCGGGAAAAGGCAGCAGCGUUAGAGCCGCUGCAAUCGAUACCGUCGUCGUCGCCGUAA